AUGCCUCCACCACCCCCUCCACCGCCAGUGUACAUGUCAUUCUCCAAGCAAAACGAGAGUACCGAAGCUGCUGAGCUCACGCAAUCUUUCAGCCAGCGGUCGAAUGUCUCCUCUCGCUCGCAGGACAUUGACAUGUAUCGCUCGGCCGACUCCCAUCCGUUUAGUCAAUCUUUUGUAUCAUACCAACCCACUGUCCAACUCGUGCGGACCCGCUCCUACUUCCCUACGCUAACUCUCGCAUCCUACGCCGAGAGGCUCACUUUUGAAUUUGAUUCCGAGGGGUACGAUGUACCGGGACGUGAGGAGACCGCACCUGCCAUGAGGGUAUGGAUGGGGGUACAGGAGGCCCGGGAGGGGAAGGGCGAUGACGGGAGAGAGCCUUGGAAGUUUCAUGAAUUUCAUAUUCAGAGCGUGCAGCAGGUACCUCCACCUGAAGAGGCAUCGCAACAAGACCCAAACAUUCCAGAGCAAAGGAAUAUAGCCGUCAGCGUGACGCAUAAUUUUGCCUGGGUGCGAAAACAUCUUUCAUGGCGUCGUAACGAGAUGAGCGUGGACUCACGAACAUUUCAGCCUUGUGAUCCGGCAAGCAUUUCCAAUAGACCUCACCCACGAGAUCGUUUCAUGAAUGCCAUACAUCGGGUCACAGGAGUUUUGAACACUCGCCGCAACCACCCUAACGUAGGCCAAGAGCCAAACAAAGUGGAGACUCCUCCGAGUCAUCGAUGCAGUACACGUCGCACGGCAAUCAUCUUCCCUGCUUGGGCAAACAUGGUAAGGGCACUCAUAAAUGAGUUUCAAGUAAUGACUGAGGCGUACAACCUCUACCAGCGUAUCUUUGCAAGCGGAGACAUACCCGGAAGGAACCCCGAUGGAAACACUGAAGCCAUGGAAGAUGACCUUGACAAUGAUGAUCUCGGUUCUAUACUUUCAGAGGAGAGUUACAGCCCAGUUAUAGACGCGCUUUGUUUCUGCAGAUAUUCCAGACUGGUUUCUGGCUGGCGCCCGAAGCCUCCUUCCAUUAAUCAAGAGACAGAACCUGCUUCCUCUCCCGAUAAGACGUCAACAAAUCUGACUGCUGUUCCUGCCAGUGUGAAAAUAAACCCUACUCCGAGUUGCGACCAAGGAGCAUCGAAAGGAGCACCAGCUUGCCCUGUAUCUCAAGGCGACGAGCCCGUCGGGGUACCGCCUUUUCUACCUCGCAUGCAGACGAAGCCUCAUUCCCAGGGCGAGGAAGUGGACUCAACUUAUAUUGAUGUUCAAGCUACGCAAUAUAUUUGA
Messenger RNA from Coniophora puteana RWD-64-598 SS2, 1278 nucleotides. RefSeq lists its product as uncharacterized. The transcript is spliced from 6 exons. The record is from RefSeq and is a predicted model, not a curated record. Lineage: Eukaryota; Fungi; Basidiomycota; Agaricomycetes; Boletales; Coniophoraceae. Bases 1 to 1278 code for a protein of 425 amino acids.